Messenger RNA from Aspergillus viridinutans, 915 nucleotides. Its product is annotated as transcription factor domain-containing protein. Lineage: Eukaryota; Fungi; Ascomycota; Eurotiomycetes; Eurotiales; Aspergillaceae. The transcript is spliced from 3 exons. Gene Ontology annotation, molecular function: zinc ion binding; DNA binding. Gene Ontology annotation, biological process: DNA-templated transcription. The coding region runs from base 1 to 915 and encodes 304 amino acids. The record is from RefSeq and is a predicted model, not a curated record.
AUGACGCUGGAAGGCUGCAAUACUGAACUCUCAUGGAAGGUCUUUGGUCAUGCCUGCAGCAUUGCAAGAGCUCUUGGAUAUUUCUCCAUCGAUGGGAACCAUAAAGGACCCGAGGGUCAUAUCUGUCCAGCUCAGGAAUCCUCUGAACAUAGGAAUGAGGUCGAGCGAAAUCGAAUGCGAUUCGAAUUUUGGCACCUUCUCCGGACCGACUGCCUUUUUCGUAUCUCAUUCGGUAAGCCAGCGCUGCUCCCUGAAGGGUCAUGGGCGGUUAAUCUCCCUGACCCCUCGAUCACUGGCGUUGAUGAUGCAUCGACGCACUUUAUUCAAAUACACUUCCUGGCAUCGAUGCGUCUUACAUUAGUUGUCCUGAAAUACUUGGACUGGGUGAAUGCCGAAUCCGAUCAGAAUUCAGCUACAUACGAUAGUUGGCUGGACGGUCUUAUCGCCGAGGUGGAAGCAAUCUUGUCUGACUGGAACGUAGAGGAGCUCAUGAGCACAACCAAAGCUCUCAUCGACACGUGGUUCUGUGCAGACAUUCUAUUCACAAGCUACAAGAUCAUUAUCGUCCUUUCCCAGGCCAAGAAAUGCAACCGGGACAGUGACCACUUGCCACGACACACAGUAGACCUCACCAGAAAGUCUUUAAAAGUGUUUCAAUCUCUCAUGGGUUCGACGGUGCGGGCUUUCUGGGGCAUCAGUAUUCUGUUACUCCACCAAUUCAUAUUUUUCUUCCUUUUAUGUAUGGACAUAAUCGAUUGCCAAGAGACGGGAAAUAAUGAAGAAAGCCUCGCCUUAGUGGCAUGGGUCAACGAGAUUGCUGUAAAGGUAGCGGAGAAGCGGCCGGAGCUGGGACUGACUACCCUUGUGACAAGAUUAAUGACUGCUGCUUGUGAACAAGUGCAUCUGGGGCGCUAA